This is a messenger RNA of Heterobilharzia americana, 801 nucleotides long. Lineage: Eukaryota; Metazoa; Platyhelminthes; Trematoda; Strigeidida; Schistosomatidae. The record is from the annotation of a GenBank genome assembly.
AUGAGUUCACUGACUGGCCAAAAUCACAUUCUGUAUUCUUUAUUCUCUUCAUAUUCUAUCGAUAAAACACUUUUCUGCAUUUUUUCAGAUCAGCCAAAAAUCAAAUCAAUACGUAUUGAUCGUGUAAAACCAGAUGAAGGUGUUUUAGAACCAAUCGAUAUGCCAAAAGAUUCAUAUGAUGCUACACAAGAUUAUGAGCUUGGCUGUAAACCGGAAGUGACUUCAGGUGAAGCUGUAGCUACAUGGUUAAAGUGUGCAGAUGAUGAAUGUACUUCAGCUAAAGAAAUUGUACUAACUGGAGAUAGAUUAUUUUUCUUCGCCAAUUCAACAAGAUAUAUAGAUGAAGGACGAUUCCGUUGUCAAGUUACUUUACAACUCAAAGAAUACAACUUCAAGCUUACUGAACAUCAAGAUGUUAUAAUAAAGCGCCAAGCUGCUCCAGCAAUUUACAGUAGUGGAUCAAUCACGUAUACAACUAAUGAUGAAAUGUCAUUACAAUGCACUGAUGAAUCUUCUUCACCUGAAUCCAGAGUGGAAUGGAUCUUUGAACCAUCUGGUAAACCUCCUCCAGACAGAAGAUUACCAAAACUAAUAGGAAACACUUAUGCAUAUGGACGAAUUUAUAUAUUUGCAAUUGCAAGAGGUCAACUUAUCCCUGAACAUUCUGGAAAAUACACAUGUAUAGCUACUAAUCCAUUUGGAACAGCCAACAGUUCAAUUACAGUCACAGUAACUGAGGAUAUUUCUCGUGGGAAACUUCGAUUUGUUCGAAGAAUUAUCCGUCGUGCACAUACUGCAUAA